Fraxinus pennsylvanica is the source of this 1785-nucleotide messenger RNA. The record is from the annotation of a GenBank genome assembly. NCBI's taxonomy places the organism in Eukaryota, Viridiplantae, Streptophyta, Magnoliopsida, Lamiales, Oleaceae.
AUGGUCAGGGAGCAAAGUAUAGAGUCAUUUUAUACUCGGUUACGCGAAUCGGCACGAGCCUCGGCUUCCUCCACUCCUUUGCUAAUUUUCCCCUCGACUUCUGAUGUCGAUUCGCUAUGUGCUUUGAAAAUAAUAGGCCAUGUUCUUGAAUCCGAUUCGGUUAGGUAUGCCUGCUACCCAGUUUCGAGUUUCAAGGAAAUCCAUAAGUAUGCAGGGCCUUCUUUGAGUUCGUCCUCGGAUGAACCCAUUACAAUUUUGCUGAUAAAUUGGGGGUGCCAUAGGGAUCUUAGGAGGGAUCUUGAAAUCGGUCCCUCUGCACGUGUUUUUGUUGUUGAUAGUCAUAGGCCGAUUCAUUUGCAUAAUUUGAGCAGCCAGAAUGAUCGUGUAGUUGUGCUUUAUGCAAAGGAGGAUGAGCACCAAGCUGAUUUGGUAUAUGAUUUUGACGUGUCUUCUUUGGCCAACGAAUGUGAUUUGAACAGUGACAAUGAGUUUGAAGAUGAUUCAGAUAGCGAAGAUGAGAGCGAUAGUGAGGAAGAGGAUGGUGGGGGUGGAACUCGAAAGAGGAGGAGAUUUUCGGAGGAAAAUGAGAGCGAUCCAGUUAAGCUUUUUAGAAAGUUGAAAAGAGAAUAUUAUUACAUGGGUACUUUCCACGGGAAGCCAUCAGGGUGCUUGAUGUAUGAGCUAUCUCAUUCAUUGAGGAAGAACACUAAUGAGUUGCUUUGGCUGGCUUGUGUAGCUUUGACUGACCAGUUUGUACACGAGAGGUCAACAGAUGAAAGGUACCAGGCUGGGGUAAUGGAGCUCGAGCAGCACAUCAAUAGCUCGGGAAACUUGGAUGCUAUUACCUCGGUGACUCUCAAGGAUGGCACAAAGGUUACUGCUCCUGAUACUUCUCGAAUAGCUUAUGAGGAUGAGCCAAGGUUGAUGUUAUUGCAAGAAUGGAACUUGUUUGAUUCGAUGCUAUGCUCAUCCUACAUUGCAACUAAAUUGAAAACUUGGAGUGACAAUGGGUUGAAAAAGAUGCAGCUUCUUUUAGCUCGAAUGGGAUUUGCACGGGAGGAAUGCAAACAGAAGUUCCAGUAUAUGAGUGUAGAGAUCAAACAUAGAAUGAAGGAUAUGUUUGAACAAUAUCUACCGGAGUUUGGGCUUACAGAUUUUUAUUACAGAGGUUUUUUGCUACUUCAUGGGUAUAGCUCAAAAAUCUCUGCUGCAGAUGUGGUAUAUGGUGUGACUGCCCUGCUAGAGGCAUCUCUAGAAUUGGAUGGCUCCUCCGGUUCGAAGCAGUUUGGAGUAGCUUAUGAUGCCUUGUCCCUAAGCAAACUCGAGAAGCUGGAAAUGGGAAUGCGACAAGCUAUCAAGGUACAAAGAGCAGUUCUUAGACAAGGCAGUACAGCUAUAACCAAGAAAGGAUCAAUAAGAAGUGGAAGUAAAUUCCGGUGGGUGAAACUCGAAGAUUCAACUGAUGCUGAACUCUUAUGCCACCCUCAGGCUUUAACUAAAUUUGGAUAUUUUCUGAUGGAUGCUUUACGUGAGAAGGGAGCAAGAAUGAAGCCUUUGGUCUGUGUAUGCUACACUAACGAGCGAAAGAAGGUAUUGAUAGUUGGGGUCUGUGGGAAGCCACGGCUAGGUGCAGUUCAAGGAAAUGCAUUCGGCUUGGCUUUCAGAAGUGCUGCUGAAGAUACCGGAGCUGAGUACUUCCACGAGCUGUUUGAAUCAUCAUGGAUAGUUUUGGAUGCAGUAGCUGUAAAUUCAUUCAUGAUCAGGUUGACAGAGAAGCUUUUAUAA